Messenger RNA from Microstroma glucosiphilum, 3033 nucleotides. RefSeq lists its product as hypothetical. Gene Ontology annotation, biological process: RNA processing; regulatory ncRNA-mediated post-transcriptional gene silencing; negative regulation of RNA catabolic process. The record is from RefSeq and is a predicted model, not a curated record. Bases 1 to 3033 code for a protein of 1010 amino acids. NCBI's taxonomy places the organism in Eukaryota, Fungi, Basidiomycota, Exobasidiomycetes, Microstromatales, Microstromataceae. Gene Ontology annotation, cellular component: catalytic step 2 spliceosome. The transcript is spliced from 2 exons. Gene Ontology annotation, molecular function: protein binding.
AUGUUGUCGCUCUCCUUGAUCAAAUCAGUCAUACAGGACUGGACCGCGGGCACUUAUGACGUUCGCGGUGAUGGCAUGGCCUCACGCUAUGGAGGGCCGGAGGCCAGCCAGAUACCCAAUUACAAGCGUGCAGGCAAGGGGGCCAUCCUGGGCCUGCCGGGACACAUGCGCAUUAUGGCUGUAGUCAAUAGUGGGAUUGAAGUCGGUGAUUCUUGGCGACGCUCUGCACAGCCUUCUGACGAAGAGCAUAUUUGCUCUUCCGGGAGCGAUUCGGAGGAUCACGAAUUCAAAACUGGAGUCGAGGAAGCUGCCCUCACAGCUAGACUGAGGGACAUAGAUCAGCGUGCACGAGCUCAUCCGGCUGACAUCAGAGCUUGGCUCGCCUUAGCAGAUCUGCAGCAGCAGGUGGUCGGCAUCGGCUCUUAUCGGCAAAGUCAAGGCUCUAGGGAGAGGGGGAGUGCAGCACGUAGAACGAUAGCCGAGGUACAGCUAUCGGUGCUCGAGAAGGGCCAGCGAGCACAUCCUGGAAAUUCUGCUUCCAUCGUCAUUGGCCUUGCUCGUCUGCAAGUGGCGAUCUCAGGAGGCUUGUGGGACGAUGCCAAAGUGGAAGCCGAGUUUCGGCGGCUGCUCCGCUCCCUUUCGGAGAGAGGCAGCAAUCAUAGCCCCAGGCAGGCGCAAGCAGUGUGGGCGCUGUACCUCUCCUGGAAGCCUACAUCAGUUUCUGCUACUCUCAGCGACGUCUGCGCCAGCUAUGCCGAAGCGCUUAGCUCAUUCGCCACUUUCGGACAUCCGUACGCUUUCGAAUACUGCUUUUCCAUGCAACUUCGCCUCUGCGAGCUUCUGCAACGAGCUGGAUACUCUGCCAGAGCUUUUGCGAUCCUCCAGGCUCAAAUUGAGCUUAGCCUUGUACCGUUCUCCUCCGGUGAGGAAGCGAAGGACAAGCUUCAAAAGCACUGGGACUGCGAGGAGCCUCGGAUUGGCGAACAAGGCGCUAUUUUGCAAGCAAGCGCAUUUGUCGGGGAGCCUGAGAAGAGGGCUCGUAGCGUCUCACCCUCGGUGACUAAAGGAGGGCAAGCGCAUUGGAGGAGUCCAUUCGACCGGUGGGUCGCAGCUCAGAGAGAGCUAGCUCAUCUACGUCAAAGGCCUGCCAGGACCGAUGAUCCGCCCAUAUAUUCGGCUGGCGAAGGUGAAGUGGAUCCUUUCAGUGUCAUCCUCUUCUCGGAUAUCCGACCUUUCCUGAUCUCAGGGCUACCGGCAGAACUUCGUUUACAGGCUCUUCGCAAUCUUGCCCAGUUCUUGGGUCUGGCAAUGACUGACGGAGUCAGAAAUCUCUCACAGGUAGCAGAUCGUCCUGUGCUCAAGCAGAUUGCUACUCAGGAGUGGUCUGCCCGCUUCUGGCCUUCGUCGCUGCAUAAAGGGUGGCAGAACGAGAAGGGCGGCGACGUGGAAAUCGACUCGAAGCAGCAGACAAGGCUAGGCAAUCCUUGGGCUUGCCCUUUGAUCGGCAUUGCAAGACCUCUGAGCAGCCUGGCCUUCUCUUGCAAGGAUUUGAGCCCGCCCCUCGCGACGGCAGACCUCAAGUGGCUCACAUUGAUGCUGGCACAACUUGUCACUACAACUGCCGAAGAGCAAGGUGCGGUAGCCGUGUUACAGCUAGCGAUCGCUGUCAAGACAGGAGAUGCUUCGAUACUGGAAGAACCGAUGCGAAAGCUGACGGACGGCGAGGAUCGUGCCGAUCUUGCGAGGGGACGUGUCUUUGCUCUGAAUGAAAGCUCGCUCCCUUUCUCGCCAGAGCUGGAGCUCGGAGUGGUCGAUGCCGUUGAAUUCCACAUCGGUCUUGACAUGGCAGACGUUGCUCUGAACAUCCUGGAGAAAGCUGCAUCCAAUGGCCAUAGGUACGUCUCCGGAGACGAGGAUUCGACUGUGACUGUGGCUGAGCAGCUUAAAGCUCGACGUUACUACUCGACCAUUCGCGACAAGGCAAAUCAAGACAACUCUUCAGCUUCGCUAUCAGCACUUGUGUCAGCAGCAUGGUAUCACUACCUUAUGGCGCCGCCUGAGCGACGUCUCGCUGCAAUCCUUGCAUUCUUCGACGGCAUCAUAGAUUCAGUUCCGAAUGACUAUACGUACCAUUUAUGCGAAGCGCGUCUGCGUAUCGUUUGGUACCACCUCUCACAAGAGAGGCCCGUCUAUCGCCCAGACGAGGUUCGAAGAGCCUUGGUGCAAUCGAUUAGGCUUUUUCCGCACGACUUGACUUUUCAGGCGCUUCUCGCUGCCCACGAGUCUCGCUUCAGGAUUGAGGGCGUGGUCAGACGUACCCUGGAAGAGUAUGUCUUCCAGCCGCUCGAGCAGGUAGCCGACUCCCGGCUGCAGAGCCUCGCUUCCCUUGUCGAGGACCAAGAGGUGGAGGGACUCUUCGCGCUCGAGCACAAAGCAGAGAAAAGCUGGCUGAUGGCCAUCUACAUCGAGCUGCAUCUCAAUAGGGAAGUCGUCAAUGCGCAUCUCGUGCGCUCCCUCUUCGAGCGGGCCCUACAGCAAGAGGUCACCAAGACGUCCAACGUGCUCUGGACUCUCUACCUCUCCUUUGAGGUCCGAACAUCUACCAAGGCACUAGCGGAUCUGCAGCGCGAGAGGCAGCAUACGCGGAAUCUGCGAUACCGUGAUGGUCACCUCAAUCGUGCCGAUGCCAAGGCCAAGGCGCGAGUUGUAAGCCUGCGUACUCAGCAGAAGCUCUUUACGAGGGCCAAAGCAGUCUUUUACCGGGCGGUAGCGGCUUGUCCCUUUGACCGAGACAUCUAUCUGCAGGCAUACGAGUAUCCUUUCCGCCUUGCCUUUUCCGCAGAGGAACUGAGACAACUCCACUCUGUCAUGGACGAUGAGAGGGAGCUGAGAGUCUUUGGUAGCAUCGAGGGGCUGCUGCAGAUGGAGGAGGCUCAGCGCGGUGCCAAGGAAGUGGGAGCGGGAGAGAUUGAUGCUGAUACUGAGACUGAUGACGAGGAUCAGGGGUCGGACGUGGAUCAGGCGCAUGGAUGA